Messenger RNA from Trichoderma breve, 228 nucleotides. RefSeq names its product ribosomal l38e protein family domain-containing protein. Gene Ontology annotation, biological process: translation; protein-RNA complex assembly. Gene Ontology annotation, molecular function: structural constituent of ribosome. Lineage: Eukaryota; Fungi; Ascomycota; Sordariomycetes; Hypocreales; Hypocreaceae. The record is from RefSeq and is a predicted model, not a curated record. The coding region runs from base 1 to 228 and encodes 75 amino acids. Gene Ontology annotation, cellular component: ribosome; cytosolic large ribosomal subunit. The transcript is spliced from 4 exons.
AUGCCCAAGGAAGUCGCUGACAUCAAGAAGUUCAUCGAGAUCUGCCGUCGGAAGGACGCUUCCUCCGCGCGGAUCAAGAAGAACAAGAAGGCCCACAACAUCAAGUUCAAGGUCCGAUGCCAGAAGAACCUCUACACCCUGGUGCUGAAGGACAAUGACAAGGCCGAGAAGCUCAAGCAGAGCCUGCCUCCCAACCUGCAAAUCGCAGAGGUCCCCAAGAAGAACUAA